CUCACACUCCCGUGCAGCAGGUGGCGCGCUGCCAGUGCUUUUUGGACACGGAAGUUCAUUGAAGAAAAAAAUAUUGUCGUCUCUAAACAAAGACUUGGGGAUAAAAACUCUCUUUUUUUUGAAGACUUGGGAAUAAUAACGCUUGUUUUUUUGAAGCCCGAGUGGAAGAAAACACAACAGUUGGCCUCAAGAUGCAUGUUGAAAUUUUUUAUUAAAAAUCCGUAGAUGUUGUAACGUGAUUGGGCAGGCAAACGGACGUGAAAACAGGCUGUCCCCACUCAUGUCCGCAUGGAGCUGGAGGGGGCGUGAAUUUCGGGAGAUUUUCUGGAGAAAAUUUCUUUUGGGAGGUUUUCGGGAGAGGCGCUGAAUUUCAGGAGUCUCCUGGAAAUUCCGGGAGGGUUGGCAAACGUGUUUUAGCUCAGCGGGGCAGAGCCAGAGAUGGCGGGUCGCGGCCGCGGGCGGGGCCGCAGGAUGAUGACGUUCAAUGUGGAGGCCGUCGGGAUCAACAAGGGAGACAUUCUGCCUCCGUCCACCCAGCAGCCCACGCCGCUGUUCCCUGCUUUGGAGCACAAGCCCCUCCCCCUGUCAGGAGGCGAGGAGACCGAGUAUCUGUUGGCCCUGAAACAGGAGUUCAGAGGCGCCAUGAGGACCCUGCCUUUCUUCAUCCAGCCCGACUGUGCCCGCACAGGUCAGAGGUCACAUGCGGAUGUGGAACGAUACUCUGACAAAUAUCAUAGCAGCGAACAGGCCGACGCUUUGACGAGCUGGAUGCCAGACUGGAAGAGAUUCCCAAAAGAGCUGAGGUUGCGUGUCAGGAAAACACCAAAAAAAGACGCUGCAGGGCGACGAGCAGCAGAGCUCGGAGGAUGAGGAGCAGCAGGAGAAGAAGGAGGAGGAUCAGGAGCCGGAGGAAGAGUAUGAUGAGGAGGAGCUGGAGGAGGAGACGGACUACAUCAUGUCCUACUUUGACAACGGCGAGGAAUUUGGCGGAGAUAGCGACGACAACAUGGAGGAGGCAGUUUACUGAAAUGUUUGUGGCCUUGUGGGUUUAAUGGCGUCUGUCAAUUUUAAGUCAAGAUUUUAAACGUUUUCAAAUGGAUGUUUUUUUAUAGUUUUGAUUGUUGUACACUUUGUGACUUUUACCUAAGUGGAGUAAAAAAAAUUCAUGGCAACUUUGA
Molecule: messenger RNA, 1178 nt
Organism: Nerophis ophidion (straightnose pipefish)
Lineage: Eukaryota; Metazoa; Chordata; Actinopteri; Syngnathiformes; Syngnathidae
Product: DNA-directed RNA polymerase III subunit RPC7-like
Exons: 8
Coding region: 439-870 (143 amino acids)
Biological process (GO): transcription by RNA polymerase III
Cellular component (GO): RNA polymerase III complex
Source: RefSeq, a predicted model, not a curated record